UAGUUUAUAUGACCAAAUUUAUAUUUUAGAGCAAUCAAGUAAAAAGCAGUUCACACAUGGAAUUAGAAGGGCCUAAGCUGGCUACAGAGCACCUUAAGGAGGAGAAUGUUUUUAUAGACGAAAUUGUCACUGACCGCCAUGUCCAGAUCCAAAAGUGCAUAAGAGAAAAUUUGCUGGGCACGAAGCAUUCUUAUGAUGUAUGGCAUGUAGCGAAAGGAAUAAAGAAGAAGCUUACUGCUCUGUCGAAACAGAAAGAUUGUGAAGUUGUUGGUAAGUGGGUCAAAAGUAUCAGUAAUUACGUCUACUGGUCAGCAGCUUCAACUUCAGAUGGUGAUCAAGAGACAUUGUUGGCAAAAUGGUUGUCUCUUUCCAGCAAUAUCCAGAAUAUCCAUCAUUGUCAUUGUCCAAAAUUUCCAAAUUGCUUGCAUGGUGAUUUAGAGUCGAGAGAAUGGCUUAAGUCGGGAACCAAGGCGUGUGCUAAAGUAGAAGAUGUGAUAACAAACACAAGGCUUUGUAAUGACAUCGGAAAGCUGUCGACCGGCCCUCAGACAUCAGAAAUGGAGGCAUACCACAGUGUGUUGAACCAUUUUGCACCAAAGAUGCAUUCCUACAGAUAUCAUGGUCAGCUUUGCAGAGAAGAUUUAGAGAGAGUGGAAAGUGAUGCCCCUUCCACACUUAGUACCCCAGCCCCACCUUUCCUGAAUAGUGGUAAAAGAAGACCAUGUAAAGAUGAGACAUCUAAAACUCUGAGCAGAUAUACUAAACAAUGA
This is a messenger RNA of Mercenaria mercenaria, 770 nucleotides long. RefSeq lists its product as uncharacterized. The coding region runs from base 57 to 770 and encodes 237 amino acids. Lineage: Eukaryota; Metazoa; Mollusca; Bivalvia; Venerida; Veneridae. The record is from RefSeq and is a predicted model, not a curated record. The transcript is spliced from 4 exons.